This is a messenger RNA of Parus major (Great Tit), 391 nucleotides long. Its product is annotated as protein S100-A2-like. Bases 101 to 391 code for a protein of 96 amino acids. NCBI's taxonomy places the organism in Eukaryota, Metazoa, Chordata, Aves, Passeriformes, Paridae. The record is from RefSeq and is a predicted model, not a curated record. The transcript is spliced from 3 exons.
UGUGACACAGCCGGGGUUUUUCCCCUCCCUGAGCCCUGUCAGAGGUGAUGGAGGGGGCAAGGAGAACAUUUCCAAAGCCCGGUACCUCCGGAGCUCAGCCAUGUCCUCCAGCAGCCACAGCCACGCCGGGAGCCGGCAGUUCCCCGGGAAUUGCACCUUGGAGAAGGCCCUGACGACCGUGGUGGACGUUUUCCACCAGUACAGCAUCCGCCAGGGCGAGAUCGACCUGCUCAGCCUCAGCGACUUCAGGACGCUGCUGACGGAGCAGGCGCCGUCCUUCCUGGGGAGCUGCGUGAGUGCCGGGGGGACGAUCCCGCCGGGGUGGGGAGCAGGGCUGGGGUUCCUGGAGACCCCCAGAUGGGGCUCAAGCCACCAGCGCCUGUCCCUGUGA